This is a messenger RNA of Zophobas morio, 908 nucleotides long. Its product is annotated as acyl-CoA-binding domain-containing protein 6-like. The coding region runs from base 97 to 861 and encodes 254 amino acids. Lineage: Eukaryota; Metazoa; Arthropoda; Insecta; Coleoptera; Tenebrionidae. The record is from RefSeq and is a predicted model, not a curated record. The transcript has a single exon. Gene Ontology annotation, molecular function: protein binding; fatty-acyl-CoA binding.
AACAAAGACGAGUUUGACAAAGCUAUUCAAACCGAGCCACACAAAUUAGAAGGAAACGUCUUAAAAGUUUUCCCGUCUACUAACGCCAACUAAAUCAUGGCAACGUCUAUAGAUAGUUUUAAUGAUCUUAAAGAGCUCGGAAUCGACUGUGAAGACGAUUCUUUAACAGAAACGUUCAACCAAGCAGCCAAUCAUUUACAAAAUUUGCUAUCAAACCUAGACAAUCAAACUCUGUUGACUCUGUACGGCUACUACAAGCAGGGUUCGCACGGCCCCUGCACCACCCCGAAACCCAGCUGGUACGACCUGAAGGCCAAAUCCAAAUGGGAAGCCUGGAGCAAACUGGGAGACAUGCUGCAGAACGAAGCGAAAACCAUCUAUAUUGAAACCAUCAAAAAACUGGACCCGAAUUUCGCCACCGCUUCACCCACGAAGGAGAGCUGGGUGUCCGUGUCUACGUUGCAGGAUGACCCAAGCUCGCGUCACACUGGGGAAAAAACCCUGGUCGAUUACGUGAAAGAGGAGGACCGCGAGCAAGUCACGAAUAUUUUGGGGUCUCCAGAUGGGAAAAAAAUUAUUAAUGAAGUCGAUGAAGACGGGUUGGGUUUGAUUCACUGGGCUGCGGAUCGAGGGUCCGUUGAUAUUCUGAAGGUUUUGAUUGAGGGUGGAGCUGAUGUGGAUCUUCAGGAUUGUGACGGACAAACUGCCUUACAUUAUGCUUCGAGUUGUGGCCAUUUGGAUUCCGUUAGGGUGCUCCUGGAGAGCGGGGCAAGGCGGGAUGUUUUGGAUAAUGACGGGUCGAGUCCGGAAGCUGUGGCUUGCGAUGGCGCUGUUAAGGAAUUGUUGGCAAAUUUUACGUAGUUAGGAUGUAGUGGUUGUUAUUAGUUAAUUAAAUAUAUCACAAAGUA